This is a messenger RNA of Diachasma alloeum, 1899 nucleotides long. RefSeq lists its product as uncharacterized. Bases 1 to 1899 code for a protein of 632 amino acids. NCBI's taxonomy places the organism in Eukaryota, Metazoa, Arthropoda, Insecta, Hymenoptera, Braconidae. The transcript has a single exon. The record is from RefSeq and is a predicted model, not a curated record.
AUGUUCACCAUAAAGUAUCUUGUGAUUUUCUUCAUCAUAAUUCUACCUGAUGAACUCCAAAGUCGACCACAAGUGGACUGGUUUGAGAGUAUAAAUACACUAUUUACUGCCCAUAAAAUACAUACAGCUUUAUUCAUACAUUCCAAUAACACAGAUGAUUCUGAUAUAAAAGACGGAUUGUUUGCAAAAAUCAUGGAGUCUAUUCCCAGUGUAUCAUUCGAAAUGGACCACGAAGGUAUUGUGCCAAAAGACUUGGAUAUUGGUGUUUUAUCAAAGCUAUCAACUUCUUUGCUCUUCAUACAUUAUGCUAAAUAUUCUGGAAACCCUGUUCAAAUAUACCGCGUAAUGCAUUCGAUCAACAAGUUGGCAGACUUUUCUGUAAACUGCUAUCUUCUUAUCGUGUUGGAAACAUCAUCAAAUUCCAGUGAAGAAAUCGAAGAUAUCCUGCAACACGCUUGGAAUAAAACUAUAUUGAACAUGGCGAUCGUAGAAAUUCGUCUAGCAGCGAAUUUCAAUACAUCUACCACAGUAAUUGCUGAGAUCUCAAAAUUUUCUGAUGAAGCUAACCGCGGACUUCACAAGAAUAUUGCAAGUCGAGUGAUAAUCCAUCAGUUCAAUCCAUUCAUCAAGAAAUUUUACCACCUGGAAUUUUCUUCCGGGAAGGAGUUAUUCCCCAAUUAUGCGAAGAAUAUGCACGGGCAUGGGCUGAAAGUGGUUAUUGUCGAUCAACCGCCAUUUGCUUCCGUCACGUGGAAAGAAGAUGGCGAAGUGGGGAAAAUGUCGGGGCCGAAUAUUCUUCUGAUGCAGACUAUUACUGAAAAAUUGAAUGCCACUCCUGUCAUUCUACCAAAACCUAAGAAUAUGAGGUUCUGGCUGAGCAACUUCACGGUUGAAGACUUAAUUAAUGAGAGUCUCAAUUGGGAUCUCACUGCGCAUUUAUGCGUUCGUUUUACUGAGCAUAUACUGGAGGAAUCUGUGAGAUCGCAGAACAUUAUAACUCAUGAGCUGGGUGUACUGAUGCCGAGGGGCUAUGCGAUUAACAAUAAAAUCAUAAAUAACAUUCUUGAGAGCAGUGCGCUUACACUGGUGAUGAUGCUAGCCAUUUGGCUCGCAGCGAUCCUUCUGAAGUUCGAUCGGAAAUUUUGGAAGCUGAGCACUAUUUUUCGCUGGAUAUUCUCAAUUUCAGUACAUCAUCAGCCUUCCAGAAACUUCGAACGAAUUUUCUUUUUCGUUGUCGUCAUGCUGGGGUUCAUAUAUGCGAAUAAUAUUUAUGCCUCAUUGACCAAUCUCGGUGUUGAUCCUCUCGUAGAAAAUGAUUAUGAAACACUGGAAGCCAUUGAUGAUACAGGGUUGACUCCAAUGAUACGGAAUCCACUAUUCCGAAGAACAUUUAAGAAUGCGACUGGUGUUGAACUGAAUUUGAAAAGAAGAAGUAUCAGAGUAAUGGAGAUUACAGACUGUACUCAAAUAGCAAUAUUGCAUCGUAACGUUUGCUGUGUUCUAUUUAAGAGCGAGGCUGAGUAUCACAAACAGUGGAGUCGCACCAAAAACGGUGAAAACCAAUUGAAAUUUGCGGCACCAAUUUUUUGGUCUCAUCACGCAGCUUUCCUCUUUCGCCAGAGUUUGCCUGGAAGAAAGAAUAUAAAUAAAGUUAUUAAGCGAUGUUCGGAAGCUGGCCUUCUCAGUAAAUGGUACACACAUAUGACGAGAGGUUUCGGCGGCAUCGCGGAAGAUGUUGCGCACGUGACGGAUGACUUGCAUACUCUACGGGGACAACUUAUUGUAGUCGCUGCACUUGGCCAUUCGCUUGCUGCACUUGUAUUGAUUGGAGAACUGCUCACUCAUCGUUUCAGAAAUUCUUUCAAGAAGAAGUGCAGAAGAACUAAGAAAUCACAUUAG